Molecule: messenger RNA, 852 nt
Organism: Carya illinoinensis
Lineage: Eukaryota; Viridiplantae; Streptophyta; Magnoliopsida; Fagales; Juglandaceae
Exons: 1
Coding region: 1-852 (283 amino acids)
Source: RefSeq, a predicted model, not a curated record
AUGCAGCCUUUACCUGGCUGUGAGCAUCCUCUACAUAAAGUUUGUCGUCUUCGUCGAGCUAUUUAUGGGCUCAAACAGGUUCCUCAGACUUGGUUCAAAUUUCAAUUAGUGGUUUCACAACAAGACUUUUUUUCUAGCCCAUAUGAAUUUGCCCUAUUUCUUCGUAAUACUGGUGUAGUUAAUAUCAUUCUUCUUCUCAAUGUGGAUGGUAUGAUUACUACUAGUGAUGAUAUUGCUGGUAUUCGAUAUCUUCAAAAUUUUCAUAGUCAAAAUUUUGAGAUGAAGAAUUUGGGAUACCUUAACUACCUUCUUGGUGUAGAAGUUAAUUCAAGUCAGGAUGGUUAUUAUCUCACUCAAGCCAAAUAUGCUUCUAGUUUAGUUUCCAAAGCUGGGUUGAUAAAUAGCAAGAUAGACAAUAGUCCACUUGAGUAUAAUACCAAACUACUGGCCACUGACGGUGUCUCACUUUCGGAUGCAACACUUAAUCAACAGUUAGUUAGCAGUCUCAUUUAUCUUGAUGUCACCGAGCCUGACAUUUUAUAUGUUGUUUAUCUGGUCAGUCAAUUCAAGAGCACGUCUCGAUCUACCCAUUUUGCUAAUGUUCUUCGAAUAUUACGCUAUAUCAAUGGCACUCUGUUUCAUGGUCUACACUUCUCAUCACACUUAUCUCUUGAGAUACAGACUUAUUCUAAUGCAGGCUGGGCUGGUGAUCCCAUUGAUCGUCACUCUACCACUGGUUACUAUUUUUUACUUGGUACUUAUUUGAUUUCAUGGCAUAGUAAGAAACAAUCCGUUGUUGCCCGUUCUAGCACUAAAACUAAGCAUCAUGCCCUCACUAAUACAACAUGUUAA